AUGUCUAGUGGCAAGCGAAGAAACCCGUUAGGGCUUAGCCUUCCACCCACUGUCAGUGAAAAUGAGAAGGAAGAUGGCUCCAAAGAGGAAGAGGCUUCGAUUCUACCAUUAGACGAGCAGCUGAAAAGAUUAGGUUUAACAGAACCUCAGAAGCAGAGAAUGAAUGAAUGGAUUCAAAUUAAAGAUUCCAUUCAAGAAGACUUGUCUGAGGAUGUUCUUGAAAACAAGGGAGAGCUAGGGCAUGGAAAUGGGGGUGUUGUACAUAAGGUUGUUCAUAAGAAGAAAGCAGUAACGAUGGCUCGAAAACUAGUCCACCUUGAGGUGAAACCUUCUGUAAGACAACAAAUCAUAAAAGAAUUGUCUGUUCUGCACAAAUGCAACAGUCCCUAUAUCGUUGGGUUCUAUGGUGCUUUUGUCGACAAUAAUAAUAAUGAUAUCUCGAUUUGUAUGGAGUACAUGGAUGGUUUAUCUCUAGAUAUUGUGCUCAAGAAGGUUGGGCGGUUGCCGGAAAAAUUUGUGGGCAGAAUAUCUGUUGCUGUCAUUCGAGGUCUUUCAUAUUUGAAGGAGGAAAUCAAAAUACUUCAUCGAGACGUCAAACCAUCCAACAUGCUCGUUAACAGCAGCGGCGAUAUAAAGCUUUGCGAUUUCGGAGUUUCGGGAAUGUUGAUAGACAGUAUGGCUAACUCAUUUGUUGGAACUCGAUCGUAUAUGGCUCCGGAACGACUCACUGGGUCUCACUAUUCCAUUCACUCCGAUAUUUGGUCUGUUGGCUUGUCGCUUGUUGAGUUGCUGAUUGGGCGAUAUCCUGUCCCUGCUCCUUCAAUUGCUGAGUAUUCACAGAUCCUUGGAGUUUCAGAAGAUAAAAUACAUUUGUCUGAUGGACGGACAGAGGUUCCGGCUUACCAAGCGUCUAAGACUCCGGCAGCAAUGGCAAUUUUCGAAAUGUUGGAUUACAUUGUUAAUGAGCCACCACCUGCACUUCCAAAAGGCUUUUUCAGCGAUGAUUUAAUCGUUUUCGUUUCAAAGUGUUUGAACAAAACACCUACUGAACGAUCCAACUUAAGAGCGUUAGCUGCAGAGCCUUUCUUCCAGAAAUACGAAGACUCAGAUGACAAUGGGGAGUUCGCAAAGUUUGUGCGAUCCACUAUCCCAGAAGCAUGA
Auanema sp. JU1783 is the source of this 1161-nucleotide messenger RNA. The record is from the annotation of a GenBank genome assembly. Lineage: Eukaryota; Metazoa; Nematoda; Chromadorea; Rhabditida; Rhabditidae.